AUGCAUCACCACCGCAGAAAGUCUGGUCAUGGCCAAAAUACCUCUAUGACUGACGUCCGAAAGUCUGUGACCGCUACUGAUCCAACAUCAAAACACAAGAGACCCGGCAUGACGAGACGUCAUACUCCUGUGAAUGCCCAGAAAUUAGGCCGAAGCCAUCGUGAGCGAGAACGGGACUACCAAGACGCCUGGGAGGAUGAACGUGAAAGCUUUCCACAAUACUGCAUGACUUGUGAGAAGCAAUUCGUACCUCACGACGAAAGACAUCUCUAUUGCUCGGAAACCUGCCGACGUGUAGAUCAGCAAAACUCGUCUUCACACUCGUCGCAGAUACGGAACCAGGAGCCAAGGGACAUCAUACCUCGGGCCUCACCAUCUCGACCAAAUUCGAUGCAAUUCAGCCAGUCGCCACCGGCAUCACCAGGAACGAUUCCAGCUUCUCAUCACAUCUCCGCUCUCUCUGCGCUGCGAUCUCUCAACAUUGGACCUCCUAGCCCUCCCUCUCCCACAGGGAGCAACGGCGGCAGUCUUUGGCCGUUUAGCCGAAGUGUUGCAACGAGCCCUGCAAGUUCGUAUCGACGCCCUUCUGGCCCAUAUCUAUCCUCAACAUAUGACACGGGUCACCACUAUGGCCCCGGUGCAUACACGUACGACUCAGGCUCGCACGGCUUGGACAGGCCUCUUCCAACCAGGCAUCCUGGAGCGUACUCUCGACCCAAGAGUAUUGAAUUGGUGACUCCGGUUCUGGGUCGGUAA
Messenger RNA from Metarhizium acridum CQMa 102, 756 nucleotides. Lineage: Eukaryota; Fungi; Ascomycota; Sordariomycetes; Hypocreales; Clavicipitaceae. The record is from RefSeq and is a predicted model, not a curated record.